UCUGGGUUGGAUCUGAAGUUUGACCUCGUGGCGAGCGGGAUAGCGGACAAAUUAAUUGUCCUCCAGCUAGUCACAACGAGUCCUCUACCUGUUUCGCGCUUUGAAGUCGUACCAGGAAUUAUAGUUCAUCAAAUCAACGAGAAUCUGUACUCGAAAAUUGGGAUUAGCCGCAGUGGUGAAUGUUAUAGGCGGAAGAGAUUUGAGUACCGCGAAUCGCUAUACCGUGGACUGACUCAUGCAUAAGUAUAUAAAGAGGAAAUAUCUCAUUCCCCGAUGCCUCCAAUGAGUUUAACAGUCAAUGCUUCGUCUCAAGCAGCAGCAGCAGCAGCAGCCCAACAGCAACGCUCACCUAAGUGCGCUCGCUGCAGAAACCAUGGAGUUAUUUCCAUCCUCAAAGGACACAAACGAUUCUGCAAAUGGAAGGAUUGUACUUGCCCUGAUUGUAACCUGAUUGCAGAAAGACAACGAGUUAUGGCUGCUCAAGUUGCUCUGCGAAGACAACAAGAAAGUGAAGAAAACGCAGUUCAUUUUCCGUAUGGUGGCGGACAAGUACCGGCUUAUUGCUGCAACGCUUCCGUCCCAAGAUCGCAUGAAACAAACUCCGACGAUUCUAUGUCUCUAAAGGAUGGUUCAGUGCGACCAAAAACGCCUAUUUCGCCAGUUCCUAGUAACGGUAGUACUGCUUCUUUCCGCAGUGAAAGAGGAAAUUCGCCUUGCUCAACACCUACAGCAUCUAGAGGUGAAACGACAAUGGAUAACAACUACGAACGCAAAUGGAAACGCCAACGUUCCGAGGAUGAGGAAUGCCUCGCCAACGGUGAACAGGACGGCCCUGACGGCAAAAGAAUGCGAAGUAGAAGCAUAAAUUUAGCRUACAGCAGCUACGAAGGAGAGGAGGCUCGUAGAUCGGAGCAUAUACGAUAUUUGAGUAUCCUGAUGCGGUUAUUUCCAGAACAGAAGCAAAAUGUUUUAGAGUUAAUUCUAAAAGGAUGUGGAGGAGAUAUUGUUCAAACUAUUGAAUGUGUUCUACCAAGCCACGAAGAAGCUAGAGCUCGCGGUCCUCCCUCUGGCCUACCAACUAUCUAUCAGACACAAACAAGCGCCCUCAGUAAUGGUUUGUCAGCGUUUUCACCAUAUGCGCUUGCAGCAGCGCGUCAAGCUAUGCCUCUAAGUCCUUCCGAAUGUCGCCCAUCACAGCCUUGCGCUGGUAUAAAAUGUCCAACCUGCGUGUUCUACCCAGGAAUAGGACCUGUACAUCUUAGCCCGGCUCAAAUGUGUGAGCUCUCAGCAAGAGAGCUAUCAUCUAGACGACCUUCUCGCGGUUCCCCGGACGCUAGAUCGCCAUCUGCAGAACAAAAAGUCCCUCUAACUCAAGAACGCAAGCCAUCACUUGAAGAGAUUGCAGAUUCUCAGAGAGUUCGUUCUGCAACAGCUGCGCUGAUGUCCAUGAGUUCUCUGCCUAUCUCAAGGGAGAGAAAUUCUGUUAUCAAAGACAAUCAUUCGGCUUCCUCGGAAAACUCGCCAACAAGAAGCUCUGCCGGGGACUCCUACUCGCCAAGCCAUUGAAGGAACACUAUAUAAAAGUCGUACCUCAUACUAGACUCUAACACUCGACGAAAUAAUGGAUUUGGUCAUCAUAUGUCCGCUUGGCAAAUGUUGGGCAAAUAUGGUGCUCUAUAUUUGCCCAUACAUUUGCCUAUGCAGGCAAAGGUCGGGGUAAAUUUCUAAUAAAUUUGCCAUUGCUU
This is a messenger RNA of Actinia tenebrosa (Australian red waratah sea anemone), 1745 nucleotides long. Its product is annotated as doublesex- and mab-3-related transcription factor A2. The record is from RefSeq and is a predicted model, not a curated record. Gene Ontology annotation, molecular function: RNA polymerase II cis-regulatory region sequence-specific DNA binding; protein binding; DNA-binding transcription factor activity, RNA polymerase II-specific. Gene Ontology annotation, cellular component: nucleus. NCBI's taxonomy places the organism in Eukaryota, Metazoa, Cnidaria, Anthozoa, Actiniaria, Actiniidae. Gene Ontology annotation, biological process: regulation of transcription by RNA polymerase II; sex differentiation.